Molecule: messenger RNA, 861 nt
Organism: Hibiscus syriacus
Lineage: Eukaryota; Viridiplantae; Streptophyta; Magnoliopsida; Malvales; Malvaceae
Product: calmodulin-5/6/7/8
Exons: 2
Coding region: 104-553 (149 amino acids)
Molecular function (GO): enzyme regulator activity; calcium ion binding
Source: RefSeq, a predicted model, not a curated record
ACAACACGUCGAACACUCAUCAUUCCCCCCCGCGACUUUCCCUCUCCCCAAACACCUCAUUUCCGAGAAAAAGAGAAGCUCAAGUUUAGGUAGCAGGAAGAAAAUGGCUGAUCAGCUUACUGAAGACCAGAUCUCUGAGUUCAAGGAGGCCUUCAGCCUCUUCGACAAGGAUGGCGAUGGUUGCAUUACUACCAAAGAGCUGGGGACUGUGAUGCGAUCACUUGGACAGAACCCUACCGAGGCAGAACUCCAAGAUAUGAUCAACGAAGUUGACGCUGAUGGGAAUGGGACCAUUGAUUUUCCUGAAUUCCUUAACCUCAUGGCAAGGAAAAUGAAAGAUACUGACUCAGAGGAGGAACUUAAAGAGGCUUUCAGGGUGUUUGACAAGGACCAGAAUGGCUUCAUAUCAGCUGCUGAGCUCCGUCACGUUAUGACAAAUCUUGGUGAGAAGCUUACAGAUGAGGAAGUCGAUGAGAUGAUCCGUGAGGCCGAUGUUGAUGGUGACGGGCAGAUCAACUAUGAUGAGUUCGUCAAAGUCAUGAUGGCCAAGUAAGGAUCUCUCCAACCAUAACCAAGAUCCAAAAAUGGCAAAAAAAAAUGAGGAAAAAAACAGUGCAGAUAAGUUUGCAAAUAUUUCAAUUUCUCAAUUUACAUCUAUGUUUUUUCUUGUCUCACGGUUGGUCGUCUGUUUAUUGUUUGCAUUAUUUCAUGGACCAGCUUGUUUGCUCUGUUUUUUGUUCCGAACUCCGGGUUUUCAUUAGCAGUGUCAUCUUUUUUUUUUUCUUACCGUUUGGCGUUUUCUUUCUAUUCUUGGUGCCAUGAAACUUAGAACAAUUUGCAACAAGAUUCCAUGUUUUUGCU